Messenger RNA from Dalotia coriaria, 4178 nucleotides. RefSeq names its product Plasmanylethanolamine desaturase Kua (gene Kua). Gene Ontology annotation, molecular function: oxidoreductase activity. NCBI's taxonomy places the organism in Eukaryota, Metazoa, Arthropoda, Insecta, Coleoptera, Staphylinidae. The record is from RefSeq and is a predicted model, not a curated record. Bases 563 to 1516 code for a protein of 317 amino acids. The transcript is spliced from 4 exons.
CAGCGUUCUUCAGCUGUUUUCAGUUGUUUCGGAGCUUUCCGAGCUUUCACACACACCCUUCACUGGCUUCACGUUGACAUAGAUUUUCCGGCGUGGCGGCGGCUGUCGUAGUGUCGCAUACUAGUGCAUCUCGCAGCGUGCAGCCUCAUUUUCUAGCCAAUUAUAUUUACACAUCUGUGCGAAGCAGUGUGAAGCAGUGAAAAGCGCCGUCUGCCGCCACCGCGAAAAAAAUAGCAUAGCAUGUGCGCCAGUGCCACCGCCACCAGCACACACGAUGAGCACAGUGUGAGACUGUGAGGUGUUCGGUGCGGUAAUAAAACCGAGCGCAGCGUCAAACGCGAACGUGCUCGCUGUUGUGUCGGUCGUGCUGCGCUGCGCCCGAAAAAAAACUCAAUUUUUCAUCAAUUCGGAAACGAUUCACGCGCUUCAACCCACACGCAGUGGAACCACAACUCACGCCGCGUUAAUUAAUCAAUUAAAAAUGUGCACUUCAGUCAUGCCCGCCGCGAAAAUCGCAUUGUUUUAAAAUAAUCAUUAAUCGAAAGUGAAAAAAUAACGAAAAAUGGCUUUACCACUAUCGAUAUCCUGCUCGCAACGAGUGAAGGAAGCACUUUCCUCCACUGGGAUCGAAUCCAUCGAGACGACAAUCCUCGCUCCAGUCAAGACAGAGCAGGAAAUCCUGGAAAACUCAAUGCUUGAAGAUGAUCCGAAUGCGAAUUGUGCGAUUCAGACGGUCGCGCAGAUUCAAACCGAAGCGAAACAGGGACCAAGAUGGGGCCCACAACACAAAGGCGCGCAGGAAUUGGCGAAUUUAUACAGCACAGGUAAAAGAACACAGGAGUGUAUCUGUGUGGGCAUUUGCAUUGCUCUCAUGAUAUCGAACCUGUGCUUCUUGAUAUUAAAUUUCAAGCGCGAGAAUUGGAGCAUUAUCUUGCUGAGUGCCUUCUGUGGGAUUGUCACGGCUGACUUUGGUUCUGGGUUUGUGCAUUGGGCGGCCGACACCUGGGGAUCUGUAGACCUACCUAUUAUUGGCAAAAACUUUCUGCGCCCGUUUCGUGAGCAUCACAUUGACCCGACGAGUAUAACACGGCAUGAUUUUAUCGAAACCAAUGGCGAUAACUUUAGCGUGACGAUUCCGUUCCUCGGGAAAAUGCUGUGGGACUUUCUGGUGUCGUCCGAGGAGGAGGUGCAGCGCAAUUUAAAUUGGAAUUGCUAUGUUUUUCUGCUCGCGCUGUUUGUCGCUAUGACUAAUCAGAUACACAAAUGGUCACACACGUACUUCGGGCUGCCUGGGUGGGUGGUGUGGCUGCAGGACCAUCACAUCAUCCUACCGCGGCGCCACCAUCGCAUUCAUCAUGUUGCGCCGCAUGAAACCUACUUUUGCAUCACCACCGGCUGGCUGAAUUGGCCGUUAGAGAAGCUACACUUCUGGAGUGUGCUUGAAUUCAUCAUCGAGCAUACGAUCGGCUGCAGACCGCGCGACGACGACAUGAAGUGGGCACAGAAGGGCACGUGAUGUCGGAAACGCAUGCAGAAGCACAACGCGUGUAGUACAAAAGUGACGUCGCCACAGGCAGAGGUGAUUUUUACAUUUACUGCGGUAUUUUACUAGUAAAAACUGCUUUAAUGCGAUUUUGUUAUGUUAAUUUAAUUUACGCAUGAUGGAGUCACGCGGAAUUUAGUACUUGUGGGGUGUACGGUGUGUGGUGUGUGUAUUUUUUUAGUCGGGGUAGAAAAAAAUUUUGUUUUUCUAGCGAUGUUCAACGAAAAAAUGUAAAAACCGUUAAGCGACUGCUAAAAUAUUGAAGCAAAACUUGUUAGGUAGUCGGUUGAUUAUUUGAAGCGUACAAAAAGUAGAUUACCGAUAAUCUUCGCGUGGCACACAUCGACUUUUCAAUCGCGCGCUGAUAAUGUAAUCCCGAUAUCUUUUUGAUUAUCCACGGUUUCCCAACGAACAUUGCGAGAUAAUCACAAGGCGCUGAAUAUUUAAACGCCGCCAUUAUCGUUGAUUAUUAAUUCGCGUACGCUGAUGCGACAUAUAGCACAUGGCUUGCUUCACAUGUCGGCUGUUUUUAAUUAUGGCGCACGACGUCGCCAUCAAGUACAAAUCAUAAAAAGGGAUUUAGAUUAAAGUGCGCAUGUUCACGAAUGCUGGCCGUGGUCACACGAAUGACAUUUAUAAUUCAUCGUCUAGCAUUUAAGAUUCAUUUCAACCUGCACAAAAUUUUAUUUUGCGUCAUUACAUUACACUGGAUCACUUGAUGGUUGAAAUCGAUCGACUUGUGUACUUAAGAGUCAAUUAUUACAUAGAUAUAUUUGCAAUAACAGUAUUUGCUCUGAAUUUUGCAUUGUUGGCGUUGCAAACGAAGCCUAAGAUGAUUUAUACACGGUGGAUGGGGAACGCACGCCAAGGCUUAAUGUUUUACAAGCAGAAUGCGUGCUGUGCUUAUUUCGGGGACCAAUGAUGAUGAAUAACUUACUUAACUUAACACUUUUAUUGCUUAUAUGAUGAUUAUACUGAGAUAUUUAUCGGGGCAGCUUGGAAACAGAUUCUUAUUGAGAUUUAAUGUUUAACUAUUGUGCCAUGUGAGUUUAAAAGCAGAUUUUGCUAUGCGGGCUUUGACUGAACGCCUUAAAUCGCCUUAAAUGUUUAAAAUAUUCGGUGUAGCCUUCGUACGUGAUAAAACGUGAUUAUAAAGAGGCUACACUGUAUUUAUGAGAUGGUUUCAAGACGAUAAUAACUACAUUUAAAAAAUAUUAAACUUUUUGGAUUAGUACCAAAAAUUAACGUUUUUUGAGUGUCGCUAGUGUCGCUCUGAAACUCUCCCUUGAAUAAUCCAACAUAAAUAUAUAGAAUACAUCACAUAAUGAAUUAAAAGUGCAUCGAAUCUACUAGUUUUAUAAACCAAUAUAUUGUGAGCUUGAUUAUAUGCACUCUAUGGACAUUUUAAAAAGAUAUUUACAAACAUAAUUUUAUAUGAUGCAAUAUAUGCAUCAAUCAUUCAAUCAUCUCUCUAUCAAAUAUUUAAGAUAAAAUUUAAAAAGAGUUUUAUAAUAUUUAUAAGAUUAGAGCUUGACUUUCACACUAAUUGCCUUCUCACAAGAUAAAAAUUUAGAAAUAUUCACUCUAUUUUCAAAACUAAGUGCUAAUGAAUGACCAUAUUUACAAAACUGUAACUAAAACAUUGGAUGCUAUGAAUUGAUGAGUGCCAUAUUUUUACACAACUUUAAAGUUUGCUACUACUUUUAACUUGUAACUUAAACCUAAAGAAAACUUAAAGAAAACUCACGAGUAUUGAAGCAAUGGGACAAUUAGCACACUUUAAUUGCAAUUUACAAUACCACCGUCCCUAUUUUACGUGCACACGUUAAUUGUUAUAACCAAAUAAACCUUGUACUUGUAUUCUAGUGAUUAAUGAAUUGAGAAAAACGUGUGUAAAAGAUGCACACGUAUGUGAUUGCCCUCAAGGAUUUUAGGCAAUCAGAGAUGUUGUUACAAUUAGUUUAGGCGUACAUUUCAUAUUGUUAUUUAUUGCUUUCGAACGUUUUACAAUACAUAACAAUACAUACGCUUAAAUGCUUCAACGCAGGGCCGUAACUAUAUAUAAAAAGAGAUUAUAUUAUUAUUAUCAUGCAGGGACGCUGACGAUUUGCCGAAGUAAUUAUUACGUUUGCUAUUAAUUUUAUUGACAUUACGAUUAUGAUGAUAUUGAUUGUUGAACGAGAAUGUGAAUUUAAUUUAAUUAUUAACUUUACCGUCCACAUUUGUACUAUACUUACGAUAUUGUUGGUCGAGUUUGUUGAUGUGUUCUUAAUGAGAUUUAAUGAUUGCAUUUAUAGCUGGUGUAUGUGCAGAGGGUGUAGAAGGUGUUAUUGUUUGUUAUGUUUUGUUUUGUUUGGUGGGAUGAAACUUCUAAUUAACACGAUACUAUUGAGACUAUUUUUCAUUAUUUUGUGUUUAGAGGUAUAAAAAUGGCGGAAAAUGACAAAAUAAGGUUAGGUUUCAAUUCUAUAUCUUGUAUAACAGUAUUAAAUGGUUUGUUAAUUAGGAGUUUCAUUGUGGUGAGUAAAAAACAAUCGACAUUAGUAACUUUGUAACUUUGGGUUUAAUGCUCUGUUGCUGAAUAUUGUGUUGAGUUUGAAACUAUUGAUUAAAGAUAUAUUGAUUUGAAAAGUUA